Messenger RNA from Penicillium odoratum, 1569 nucleotides. Its product is annotated as putative GABA permease. The transcript is spliced from 7 exons. Gene Ontology annotation, biological process: transmembrane transport. Gene Ontology annotation, molecular function: transmembrane transporter activity. Gene Ontology annotation, cellular component: membrane. The coding region runs from base 1 to 1569 and encodes 522 amino acids. The record is from RefSeq and is a predicted model, not a curated record. NCBI's taxonomy places the organism in Eukaryota, Fungi, Ascomycota, Eurotiomycetes, Eurotiales, Aspergillaceae.
AUGUCUGGUAGCCUGAUGGACGAUGUGGAGGACUUUCCGCAGAAGGCUUCUAAGGGCCUUGUUGAGCCUCGGUAUAUGGGAACAAUCGCUGAUCAACGCGAUAUGAGUGCGCUAGGACGCGUACAGGUUCUGCGAAGAAAUUUUCGAUUUAUUUCGAUCGUUGGAUUUGGAUGUACUCUAAUCUGCACAUGGGAGGUUAUCUUGACAUUGCUGUCAUCUGGAUUGACUGAUGGUGGUACAGCGGGUUUGAUUUGGGGGUUCAUUGGUGUUUCCACGGGGUUCACUCUCGUGUAUGCGAGUAUAGCUGAGAUGGCCUCAAUGGCACCAACUGCUGGCGGACAGUACCACUGGGUGUCAGAAUUUGCUCCGCGACGUGGACAGAAAUUCCUCAGUUACAUCACAGGAUGGCUCUCUGCGAUGGGCUGGCAAUGUGCCAUUGUUUCCAUCGCAUAUCUGGCCGGCACAAUUAUCCAAGGCUUAAUCGUGUUGAAUCAUCCCGAGUACGAUUUCCAACGAUGGCAUGGAACAAUGCUAGUAAUUGCCAUCUCGUCAUUUUCGAUCUUGUUCAAUACUUUCUUGGCUAAGAACCUGCCAUUUGUGGAAGGGCUGAUUCUGAUCAUCCAUGUCAUUGGCCUCUUUGCGAUCAUCAUUCCACUAUGGGUAAUGGCACCGCGCAACAAUGCUUAUGCUGUGUUCACUCACUUCAAUAACGGCGGUGGCUGGGAUAAUUCCGGAACUGCGACUCUGGUUGGCCUCUCCACCACCAUUACAUCCAUGUUGGGGUACGACUGCUCUGUCCAUAUGUCGGAAGAAAUCAAAGAUGCAUCAGAGACGCUGCCCAAGGCCAUGAUGGCCUCGGUCGCAGUCAACGGAGUGUUAGGGUCCAUCAUGUUGGUCACGUUGUGUUUCACCUUGGGCGAAGUCAACACAGUACUGGAAACUCCAACCGGGUACCCAUUUAUUCAAAUAUUCUACAACACGACCGGCAGUCUAGCAGCUACCAAUGCCAUGACAGCAGUUCUUAUAGUGACACUGACCGCCAGUACCAUCACCGAAGUGGCCACAGCAUCGCGACAGCUCUGGUCAUUCGCCCGGGAUGAAGGGAUUCCAUUUUCAUCCUUCUUCGCAUAUGUUACACCGGGAUGGAACAUCCCUCUCAACUCCGUGAUGGUGUCCCUUGGAGUCACGGUUCUCCUUUCGUUGAUCAACAUUGGAUCUGAAGUGGCCCUCAACGCCGUCAUUUCUCUGACGAUCACGUCGCUCAUGUCGGCCUACAUCGUCUCUAUUGGUUGUGUGUUGUUGAAGCGACUUCGUGGCGAAUCACUCCCACCUCACCGUUGGUCCCUGGGCCGAUUUGGCAUGGCGGUCAAUACCGGGGCCUUGGCUUUCCUGCUGCCAAUUUUUGUUUUUGCCUUCUUCCCACUGUCGACGCCUGUGACACGUGAGACGAUGAAUUGGAGCGUGGUCAUGUACGCUGGCGUCAUUGGAUCGGCGACGAUCUACUAUUGGGCCAGAGGACGGCAUCAUUUCGUUCCACCCGUAGCAUUAAUCCAGAGAGAGGGUUUCUAG